This is a messenger RNA of Colletotrichum truncatum, 1623 nucleotides long. RefSeq lists its product as uncharacterized. NCBI's taxonomy places the organism in Eukaryota, Fungi, Ascomycota, Sordariomycetes, Glomerellales, Glomerellaceae. The record is from RefSeq and is a predicted model, not a curated record.
AUGUCUUCCGACCUCGGCAAGAGCCGCCACGGCAUUCCGGACAUCGUGUUUGAGAAGAUCGACAACUAUGUCGACUCACUUGCACCCCAAAUCCAACCCCGCAUAACCUCCGAGCUGGAGACUUUUCAGCAGAAGACAAUUGAUAGUCUUGAGGAUCAGGUCAUCGACGCCUUCCGUUCACUGUUCAACAAGGACAAGGAUCCCAGUGGCGCUCGAAGCUUGAAUGACUCGCCUCCGGAUGCCUACGGUGCACAGUCUCUGCCUUUCGCUGACGAGAUUGCCAGCCUUACUCGGAACUUCAGCAAAAUCACAGAUGAGGCUGGCGAUGACCUCAGGGAUAUCUUCGACCUGACCGAGAACCGCAGCGGUGGUGGCGGCGAUCAAUCUCGCGGCAUUGAACACACUGAUUCCUUCUCUCGUGGUGCUAAGGGUUUCUUCUCCGCCGCAAUCAAUGCUGUGCAGGAUCACAUUGGCGACGAUAGACAAGGAGGAAACAAGUUCGAGCUCGAUGGCCUCUUGGGAGUCAUCAGUAAUACCGUCAAGGAUGCCGCGCGCAAUCCCGAGGAAAAAGCUCGCGUUAUCAGCCCUGAAAUCAAGGAGAAGGUUGGUGCGAAGCUCAGAGAGCAACAUGCUCCCAUCGCCGAGCAGUUCACCCGUAUCGCACUGGAUCACAUCAAGCGCUGGUUGCGCGGUAACACGAGCACGCGUGACAUUGGUGACGGUGUAAAGGGAGAGGUAGAGGACCAGGUCAAGGACCUGGUGAAGGGCCUCGGCGGGCUUUUCGGCAAGAAACAAUCAUCUGACGAGGGCGCUUCUAGAGGCUUUGGUGACCGCGAUGGAGAGGACAGCGGAAGCGGUGGCGGUUUUUCAAAGGUCAUCAGCGACAAACUGAGCACCGGUCUUGCCAAGGUCCAUAGGGAGGUCCGUCUUGAGUUCCGCAGUGUGUUGGGAGGUAUUGAGAAGCAGCUGUUCGAGCUUCUACCGGACGAGUUCCAACGGCCUCUCGAGAAGAUCUUGGGAGGCAACCCCUUUGAUUCACAGCUUGACAGAGAAGCUGGUGGGCAAGCGGACCGUGGUUUUGGUGAUGAUAUCAAGAUGAAGCUGGUCAACAAGAUCCGUGGUCUGAUCCGCAAGGUCCAGGAGACCCUGCGUGAAAGCAUCUUGGGAGUUGUCAAUGGUGGACACCGCAAGUUUGAGCGCGAGAGUUGGGUAUUCGUGCAAACUAUUGUGGAGGGCAAGGUUCAAAAGUAUCUUCCAAAGGUGAAGAUCAGCGUUCCCGACGACAUCGGCAACGAGGGAGUUAGCGUGGGCUCUCCAAAUGUGCAGCUUGGCGGAGGCCACCAGCCCGUCCCUCCGGUGCAGGGCAACUACCCUCCUCCUCCUUCACAUCACGAGACUGGCGGACCUCAGCAAGGUUACAACCCUGGAAACUACCAGCAACAUCAGCAGCAUCAGGAAUACCGGCCUGACCAAUACCAACAACACCAGGAGUACAGGCCCGAUCAGUACCAGCAGCAUCAGGGAUACCAGCCCGAGCAGCAUUACUCUGGCCAACCUCAGAACUAUGGAGGAAACCAGGGAUACGACCCGAACCAGGGCUAUGGACAGAACCCGCGGUAUUAG